CAAAAGAUUUCGCCAUUCCCUUUUCAGCUGCUCGCGCGAUCCUUUUCGCGUUAUUUCGAUGUCGAUCGUGUUUUCUACUUUUUCGGAAUUUGAAAGCUUUCAAAAUUCCGUCGUUUAAAGAAAUUACCGUGUUACCAUCCAGGGGGUCGCUGGAAUUGCCUUCCUUUGGGAAGUACGUUGCCAUCGAAGGCGGUCUUUGUCUCUACCGUAGCCAGCUCGACUUUAACUUUGAACCACCCUGGGAUCCCAGCUAGUACACGCCGGGCGCAUUCAUACACUGCAAAUUGGUGUUUUUAUAAUUUGCGGUGAAAAUCUUGUGGUCUCCCUCUCAUACUCAUCACUGUUGAUAAAAAAUCAUCUAUAUCAUCAUAUCAAGACUGGCCAUAGAUAACAUAACAAUGAAGCAACUUAUCAACCAUAAUAAUACCAAUACUGUGAUUGAGGUCAUUGACAACUUGGAUGCCUUGGAGGUGUCAAAGGUCAAAUCCCAAGCUGGUGCAAAUCGUGAGGAUGGAGAAGAUGCCUUCUUCGUUUGCGAUAUAGGAGAUGUUGUUCAUAAGCAUAUAAAGUGGAAGAAAAUCUUCCCCAGAAUCCAUCCAUUUUAUGCCAUAAAGUGCAAUCCGAGUGAGCCUGUGCUUCGCUGUAUGAUCGCCAUGGGAAUGGGAUUUGAUUGUGCAAGCAAGGCUGAGAUAAAACAAAUGCUUGAACUCAAUGCUGAUCCGAAGAAAAUCAUCUUUGCGAACCCAUGCAAGCAAUCCUCGCACAUAAAAUUUGCGAGAGAUAAUGGCGUCACAGACCUUGUUUUCGACAACGAAAUAGAACUUUUCAAAAUUAAAAAACUGUUUCCGGAUGCCAAUUUGGUGCUACGCAUCCAGACUGAUGAUUCUGCAUCUAUUUGUCGAUUCAGUAUGAAAUAUGGUGCUCAUGCAGAUUCAUGUGAGGCGCUUGUUGAUACCGCUAAAAAACUUGAAUUGAAUCUUAUCGGCGUCAGCUUUCAUGUUGGAAGUGGAUGUCAAGACCCAACAGCAUUUGUGAAAGCACUCCAGCUUGCUCGUAGAGUCUUUGAUUAUGGUUCUUCUAUUGGUUUCGACAUGAAUUUGCUUGAUAUUGGCGGAGGAUUUCCUGGUACUAAUGAUGUACAAUUACCUGUAGAAGAGAUUGCUCUCAUUGUGAACGCUACUUUGAGUGAUCUUUUCUCUGUACCUCAAUUCGAGAACCUGAAGAUCAUUGCGGAACCUGGGCGUUAUUUUGCGGCCUCCGCAUUCACCCUCGCUACCAACGUCAUCGCGAAACGUAAAGUUUCUCGUGAUAGACAGACUUAUGAAGAUGAAACUGCAGCGAAAGAUGCCAUUCUUAAUGCUGUUUUGGCUGAUAGAUCUGAUGAACCAGCGUUUAUGUAUUUCUUAAAUGACGGACUCUACGGAUCUUUCAAUUGUCUGUUCUACGACCAUGCUGAAGUGAAACCAACUUUGCUGAAGACUGCUGAGAAAAAUGCACUUGAAUUUUCUUCAAGUGUUUGGGGGCCGACCUGUGACGGAUUGGAUCGAAUUAUUGAAAACUGUAAUCUGCCUGAACUAGAUAUCGGGGAUUGGAUCAUUUGGAAAGAUAUGGGAGCAUACACUGUGGCAGCUGGAUCAGCUUUUAAUGGAUUUAAAACUUCCACUAUUUAUUUCAUGAUCAGUAAAGAUAGCCUUGGUCGAUUGAAUGAGCUUUGUGGCAACAAAAAAAUUCCAAACUUGACUUUCCGCGUUUCAGAGCUUCAGGAACAAGAUUUGACUAACCAAGUUGUCAAGACCUGUCAUCCUGAUCAGUCUACCUAUGAUCUCGAGUUCAUGUUCACUAAUUAAGUUCUAUCAGAAGUCAUCACUCAUUACUUUUUAACAGGACAUACUUUACAUAAUUGAUGUUUAUGGGCAUGAGAGGGAGACCCCAACUUUUGUUUGUGUUUUUUUGUUUAAUUGUUUUUAUUUAUUCGGUGAACCAUUUGUCAAACCUAAUUAUUAUUAUUCAUUUAAAACAAGUUCUAAUUAUAAGCUCGAGAUGGGACAAGUACCUAAUAAAUAUAACUUCAUCCUUUUCGUCUGUAUUUGAGAAACGUACAAAUUUUUAUGGAUUUUGUUGUAAAGUUUGUCAAACUAUGGGUGUUUUAAGUCAUGUCCGUAUUUUGUUCUUACUGUUGUAUAUAUGGUGUUGAUAAUAGGUUAAUUUGAUUGAUUAUAAAACUGUUUGUUGUGCAUAUAUGUCCUAAACUUAAUAAAAGCCCUCUGAAGAACCUUUUAAA
Messenger RNA from Styela clava, 2281 nucleotides. Its product is annotated as ornithine decarboxylase-like. Gene Ontology annotation, cellular component: cytoplasm. Lineage: Eukaryota; Metazoa; Chordata; Ascidiacea; Stolidobranchia; Styelidae. Gene Ontology annotation, molecular function: ornithine decarboxylase activity. The record is from RefSeq and is a predicted model, not a curated record.